AUUAUAUAGCAACACCUACACCACCCAAUCUAAGAUUUUCAGACAAUAUCAGUUUCUAUACGGCUGCACAAAAUGCUUUUUCGUUCUGUUCCUCGCACCAAAAAUCCCAUCUGAUUUUCGCUGAUGUUAAACUCAUUUUCUCUAGCUCAGAUCCCUUUGUAGAUAUCUCCUUGUUACGUUUGUUGUUCAAUUUUUUUGCUCGUCAUCCUUCGCUGUUGUAUUUUUAUUUUUAUUUUUCACCUUUAAAAUAAUAUAUUUCUUAGAUUUUUUUAAGCAAAGCGCGCGCGCUAUAUAUCUCAAUUUACAAGCCGUGAGUUUAUUGGAAAUUGUCACCGUUUCAUCAGAUGGGUCCCAAGCUGUGAAAUUUCUUGACUAGGGUUUGUCUUUACAUGAAGUGAGCUCGCCUAGGGUUUUCGACGAAGCUGUAGCACAUAUAUAGUAAUGGAGAAGGAAGAUAACUACUCGGCAGCCCUGCCUGCCACUUUUAGCGGGGUAGAUUAUUCUUUAGAGCAUCAGCAGCAGGAGCAGCAGCAUCUCAUGAGGCCACCAACUGGUGAAACUUCAAGUAAUAAUCCUCAGCAGCAGCAAAUAACAACUGGGUUUUGCAGUUCAAGUUCACUCGAUAGGUUGAGCUUCGCAGACGUGAUGCAAUUCGCAGAUUUUGGCCCCAAAUUAGCAUUGAACCAAACCAAGGUCUCUGAGGAAGACACUGGGAUCGAUCCGGUCUACUUUCUUAAGUUCCCGGUUCUGAAUGAUAAGUUGGAGGAUGAACCUCUGGUGGUUCCUCAAUCCCUUGUUGAAGAAAAUGAAAACCGGCUUAAGGGAGUAAGCAUAGAGAGCGAAACAAGAGCUGCAGAAGGAGACGGAGGAGGAGAGGAUGCCGAAGAAAAUACUACCCCGGUGCAGCUCCAUUUUCUCGGCGAAAGUCUUCAAAAGAGCCCCACAACAGAGGUAAAGAACAAGAGGAAAAGGCCCAGAACCAUCAAGACUAGUGAGGAAGUUGAGAGUCAGCGCAUGACUCACAUCGCAGUCGAAAGAAAUCGAAGGAAGCAAAUGAACGAGCAUCUUCGAGUCUUGAGGUCUCUCAUGCCGGGCUCAUAUGUACAAAGGGGAGAUCAAGCCUCCAUUAUUGGCGGAGCAAUAGAGUUUGUGAGAGAAUUGGAGCAACUUCUCCAAUGCUUGGAAUCACAGAAGCGGCGAAGACUCUUGGGGGAAGCUCAGCGACAGAUAGGGGAUUCGUCUCUUGCAGUUCAAAGCCCUCAGCCACCAUUCUUUCCUCCUCUACCGCUUCCUAACGAUCAAAUGAAACUUGUCAACUACGAAACCGGGCUUUGUGAGGAGACGGCAGAGAGCAAAUCGUGCUUGGCUGACGUCGAAGUAAAGCUCUUAGGGUUUGAUGCCACGAUCAAGAUCCUGUCCAGGAGGAGGCCCGGACAGCUUAUAAAGACUAUAGCUGCCUUGGAAGAUUUGCAGCUCAAUAUUCUUCACACCAAUAUCACUACCAUUGAGCAAACCGUACUCUAUUCUUUCAAUGUCAAGGUUGCUGGAGAAUCAAGGUUCACCGCAGAAGAUAUAGCUAGCUCGGUUCAGCAGAUAUUCAGUUUUAUACAUGCAAGCAGCAACAUAUGAUGGAUGUUAUGUAGUUUGAAAAAAGAAAAGCUUUAAUUUCAAAUUGCUUCGGCAGAUAUCCCCACUUGGAUUUUCUGGCACCUUUUUCCUUUUGGUUAAUUUCCUUUGCAAAAGAACGAACACUUGUUAUUCUGGAUUGCUGAAGUUUCAUUAAUAUGAACCCAUGUGCGUCUCUC
Molecule: messenger RNA, 1805 nt
Organism: Malania oleifera
Lineage: Eukaryota; Viridiplantae; Streptophyta; Magnoliopsida; Santalales; Ximeniaceae
Product: transcription factor FAMA
Exons: 4
Coding region: 442-1629 (395 amino acids)
Biological process (GO): positive regulation of DNA-templated transcription; guard cell differentiation; stomatal complex development
Cellular component (GO): nucleus
Molecular function (GO): DNA-binding transcription factor activity; protein dimerization activity
Source: RefSeq, a predicted model, not a curated record